Molecule: messenger RNA, 966 nt
Organism: Penicillium taxi
Lineage: Eukaryota; Fungi; Ascomycota; Eurotiomycetes; Eurotiales; Aspergillaceae
Product: EF-hand domain-containing protein
Exons: 4
Coding region: 1-966 (321 amino acids)
Molecular function (GO): calcium ion binding
Source: RefSeq, a predicted model, not a curated record
AUGGCUUACAACAGCGGUUAUAAUCCUGAUGCGCUGCCAGCACACGCCGAGCCAGAACAGGUCGCGCAGAUGCUCGGAUCGAUGCAGAUGUCGGGCAACCACAAUCCAUCCCACAAACCUCUUCCUGGACGUCCAACAUCAAGCUCCCAUAUUUCUCCUCACCCCCAUCCCCAGCGCAUCUCUGUAUCGGGGUCUCCGCAUAACUCACACCCUUCGAAUGCCCCGCACCAUGCUCCGCAAUCCCAGAACCAUAACGCUCGCCCCUUAUCAAGUCACAAUCAUAACCGUCCGCAUCCAUUGCACCCCUCUCCGCCUCCUCAGAACUAUGGCUUUGGUCCCCCGCCAUCUCAACCUUCCCGCAAUCGGCCCCCGGCGCCUCACCCGCAGUCCCCCGUCCCGCCGCCAUUGUCUGCUCCCAGUGAUGACCCGCAGCAACUGUUUCCUCUCUUCCGCGCAGCCAACCUGUCUCAUUCUGGCUCGCUGACUGAAAUGGAACUGGGAUCCGCCCUUGUGAAUGGAGACUACACCUCCUUCCACCCGCGUACGGUGAAAGUGAUGGUCCGCAUGUUCGACCGGAAUGGCAACGGCACUAUCAACUUCGACGAAUUCGUGUCCUUGUGGCGUUAUCUGGCAGCAUGGCGCGAACUGUUUGAUCGGUUCGAUGAAGACCGCAGUGGUCGCAUUAGUCUGCAUGAAUUCGAAAAUGCGCUGGUUGCCUUUGGGUACCGCCUCAGUCCGAAAUUCAUCUCGAUCAUUUUCAAGACAUUCGAGAGCAAGACUCGUCAACGGAAUUUGCCGCAGAAAAGCACUCCACAGAAUGGCAUGAGCUUCGAUCUCUUUGUCCAGGCGUGUAUCAGCCUGAAGCGCAUGACGGAUGUGUUCAAGCGUUACGACGAUGAUCGCGACGGCUACAUUACCGUUAGCUUUGAAGAGUUCCUGACUGAAUUUAUUCUGCUCCAGGAUUGA